This is a messenger RNA of Rhodamnia argentea, 1341 nucleotides long. Its product is annotated as probable aspartic proteinase GIP2. Gene Ontology annotation, biological process: proteolysis. The transcript has 2 exons. Gene Ontology annotation, molecular function: aspartic-type endopeptidase activity. Lineage: Eukaryota; Viridiplantae; Streptophyta; Magnoliopsida; Myrtales; Myrtaceae. The record is from RefSeq and is a predicted model, not a curated record. Bases 1 to 1305 code for a protein of 434 amino acids.
AUGGCCUCUUCUAGUUAUUUGGUUUUCCUUUCCUUCUUCCUCUUCCUCACGAUUUCACAAGCGCAAGCCAAAGCUUUUCAACCCAAAGCCCUCCUUCUUCCUGUGACCAAGGACUCCUCGUUGCUCCAGUACACCACCCAAAUCAAGCAAAGAACCCCUCUUGUGCCCAUUAAGCUGACCAUCGACGUUGGAGGCCGAUUCAUGUGGGUGGAUUGUGAGAAGGGUUAUGUUUCCUCUUCAUAUAGGCCCGUCCCUUGCGACUCCAAAAUCUGUAAGAUCUCGCGAUCGGGGGCUUGUCUAGUUAUGUGUCCUGCUCCGCCUAGACCGGGAUGCAACAACAACACUUGCUACCACUUGCUUUACAAUCCGCUCACCGACACCAUCAACAGUGGCGUGAUGGCAGCUGAUGCCGUGUUGGUUCAGUCCACUGAUGGGAGAAGCGCCGGGCCCCUGGUUUCUGUCCCGGGGCUGUUCUUUGCUUGCGGCACUCAUUCGCUUCUCAAAGGCCUCUCUAAUGGGGCCAAGGGAAUUGCCGGGCUCGGACGAUCACUAGUUUCCCUCCCUUCGCUGUUUGCUUCGGCUUUCAAAUUCCAACGUAUCUUUGCCAUGUGCUUGAGCUCCUCCUCGCAAUCAAAUGGAGUCAUCAUCUUUGGCGACGGACCAUACGAAUUCCAAUUUAAGAAAGAGAUCUCUAGUUCCCUCAUGUACACUCCCCUAAUUCUCAACCCAAAAGCCACCGCGGGAAAGUACUCUGAGGACCCUUCGACCGACUACUUCAUCCGUCUCACCUCCAUCAAGAUCAAUGGGCAAGCAGUCCAGCUCAACGAUUCACUACUGAACAUCGACAAGGAAGGCAACGGGGGAACAAAGAUCAGCACUGUUAAUCCAUACACCAUGAUGGAGAGGUCGAUCUUCAAGGCUGUCCUUAAAGUGUUCAUGGAAGAAACCAAGGGCAUGACUAGGGUUGCUAGUGUUAAGCCUUUCGAGUACUGCAUAAGCUCCAAGAACCUGGGGAGUACAAGAGUUGGACCGCCCGUGCCCGCCAUCGAUCUGGGGUUGCAUAAUGAGAGUGUGUCUUGGAGGAUCUUCGGAAUGAAUUCUAUGGUGCAAGUGAAGGACGACGUCUUGUGCUUGGGGUUUGUCGAUGGCGGCUUCAACCCAAGAACUUCUGUGGUCAUUGGAGGGCACCAAUUGGAGGACAAUCUCUUGCAAUUCGAUCUCGUGAAACGGAGGUUGGGAUUCAGCUCCUCGCUCUUGUUCAUGCAAACCACAUGUGCCAACUUCAACUUUACUUCUUCUGUUUAAAGAAGUGGAGACUUUACUACCUUUCCGUUAUCGAGC